Messenger RNA from Bubalus bubalis (water buffalo), 2116 nucleotides. It is a transcript of the gene CEPT1, whose product is annotated as choline/ethanolamine phosphotransferase 1. Gene Ontology annotation, cellular component: Golgi apparatus; endoplasmic reticulum membrane. NCBI's taxonomy places the organism in Eukaryota, Metazoa, Chordata, Mammalia, Artiodactyla, Bovidae. The record is from RefSeq and is a predicted model, not a curated record. The transcript is spliced from 10 exons. The coding region runs from base 206 to 1456 and encodes 416 amino acids. Gene Ontology annotation, biological process: phosphatidylethanolamine biosynthetic process. Gene Ontology annotation, molecular function: diacylglycerol cholinephosphotransferase activity; ethanolaminephosphotransferase activity.
GUCGUGAACGUGCUGCCGCGGAUCAGAGUCACCCAGUCGGCUGGAGUCGCAGGUCUUAAUUCUAGCGGUGUGCUUUUGCGGGCCGUGAGCACUUGAGUUAGUUAAACUGGGCUUCUUUCGUGAUUUCUGAAAAUGGAAAGACCAUCCACCAAAAGCUAUAAAACAAGAUAAAGUAUUCUCCUCAAAUAAAAGAAAGCCAAGAUCCAUGAGUGGGCAUCGGUCGACAAGGAAACGAUGUGGAGAUUCUCACCCGGAGUCCCCUUUGGGCUUCGGGCAUAUGAGUACUCCCGGGUGUGUAUUAAAUAAGUUGUUCCAGUUACCUACACCACCACUGUCAAGACACCAACUUAAGCGGCUAGAAGAACACAGGUAUCAGAGUGCCGGACGGUCCUUGCUUGAGCCUUUGAUGCAGGGGUAUUGGGAAUGGCUCGUUGGAAGAGUUCCCUCCUGGAUCGCUCCAAAUCUCAUCACGAUCAUUGGAUUGUCAAUAAACAUCUGUACAACUGUUUUAUUAGUCUUCUACUGCCCUACAGCUACAGAGCAGGCACCCCUGUGGGCGUAUAUUGCUUGUGCAUGCGGCCUUUUCAUUUACCAGUCUUUGGAUGCUAUUGAUGGAAAACAGGCAAGAAGAACUAAUAGUAGUUCUCCUUUGGGAGAACUUUUUGAUCAUGGGUGUGAUUCACUAUCGACAGUUUUUGUGGUUCUUGGAACUUGCAUUGCAGUGCAACUGGGGACAAACCCUGAUUGGAUGUUUUUUUGCUGUUUUGCUGGGACAUUCAUGUUCUAUUGUGCACACUGGCAAACAUAUGUUUCUGGAACAUUACGAUUUGGAAUAAUUGAUGUGACUGAAGUGCAAAUCUUCAUAAUAAUCAUGCAUUUGCUGGCAGUGAUUGGAGGACCACCUUUUUGGCAAUCUAUGAUUCCAGUGCUGAAUAUUCAAAUGAAACUUUUUCCUGCGCUUUGUACUGUAGCAGGGACCAUAUUUUCCUGUACAAAUUACUUCCGUGUAAUCUUCACAGGUGGUGUUGGAAAAAAUGGAUCAACAAUAGCAGGAACAAGUGUCCUUUCUCCUUUCCUCCAUAUUGGAUCAGUAAUUACAUUAGCUGCAAUGAUCUAUAAGAAAUCAGCAGUUCAGCUUUUCGAAAAGCAUCCCUGUCUUUAUAUAUUGACAUUUGGUUUUGUAUCUGCCAAAAUCACCAAUAAGCUUGUGGUGGCACACAUGACUAAAAGUGAGAUGCAUUUACAUGACACAGCAUUCAUAGGUCCAGCACUUUUGUUUCUGGACCAGUAUUUUAACAGCUUUAUUGAUGAAUAUAUUGUACUUUGGAUAGCCCUGGUCUUCUCUUUCUUUGAUUUGAUUCGCUACUGUGUCAGUGUUUGCAAUCAGAUUGCGUCUCACCUGCAUAUACAUGUCUUCAGAAUCAAGGUCUCCACAGCUCAUUCUAAUCAUCAUUAAUGAUGUAACGAUGUUACAUAGGAAGCUCAUGUUUUCUGCAGGAAAGAAUCUGAACAUAUUAAGGCGAAUGGGGCGGUUAAAAACAAGAAUAAUUUAUAAUAAUCAAUGUUGUAUAACUUUUAUUCUUUGUUAUUGAUAACACUUCUUAUCUAUCCCUGUGUGAGAAUGGGAAUUUCAAGUUCCAUCCUGUAAAUGUACGUGUUGUCAUGCAGGGUUGGCCCAAGAAAGCAUGCAAGAAAAAAAUACCAUGUGUUUGUAAUUAUCCUGGAUUCCGAGUAAAAUCGUCAUGGGGAGCAGAUCCCCACUGGUGGAGAUUUCUAAUGUAGAAUAUUUGCAGGCCAAAAUUCGUUGCUUUAUAAUUUUAACAAAUCAUCAUCUUUUUAGUGACAUCCUUGUUUAGUAUCUUCUCAAGCUUUCUUUACCAAGGAGCUCAGCUUGUGGCACAGAUAUAUCCUACUAGCUUAUGAGGUGGAACUUGAUAAAGAUUUUGAAUUUGGAUUGAAAAGUUUCCUAUCUUUACAUUGUUGAGAAAGUCAUUUUUUUAUUGCUCAAGAUAUGGUAUAUCUCAUGGGCUUGGGAAAUCCUGUUAGCAUGCAUAAUAAUGUGGUAACUUUGUCGAUCCAUUUUAUUUUUUUAAAUAAACAUACGAUCUGAAAGCCA